UAAGGUGGAAUUUUCUUAGUAUUAACAAUUUUUGGUUCAUUAGAAUAUAUGAACUGCAGCAUGUAUUUAAGACAAGUAGGAACAUUAUCAACUUAUUGUUUUUUAAUGUGUUACGUACCAAUGGUGAUAAACGCCCUCGUUGAGUAUCAAUUUAUUACCCUUAUAAGCAUAACUAAAGAGCGAUUUUCAUUGUUAAAUAAAGAACUUGGAAAAAUAGGCACUAACACUAUUAAUAAAUGGAAAAAUACCAAUCAAAUUCAUCCAAUUACUAAAAUAGUCAAUCACACAUCGACUAACAUUAAAAAUAUAAGACGAACUCACGCACUUUUAUGCAACGCCGGGUAUGAAAUUAACAAAGCUUAUUCUUUACAAAUUUUAUUAAACACGGCUCAUAUUUUUAUUAAUUUUACCACGCUGGGGUAUUAUUGCUUUGAUGGUGCGAUGAGAUUAUAUCUUCAAGAAGAAGAUAGUAAUAUGUAUAAUACUGUCACAACUGGCAUUUGGACUUUAUGUAAAAUUUUACAACUUUUAAAUAUCACUUUAACUUGUUCUAUGAUUAAAAAAGAAGUUGCGUUAUCUGGUGAAGUCGUAUUUAAAAUAAAUGAUCGUUUUAAAACAGAUAUUGCUUUCGAGAUAAACGCCUUAGUGAAACAAAUAUUUCAUUGGAACUUUAAAUUAACAGCUUUCCAUCUUUUUGAUUUAGAUAUGGAACUUUUUUAUUGCGCCAUCUCCGCAUCGACGACGUAUUUAAUGAUUCUUUUGCAAUUAGAUAUUGCGAAUAAACAAUCAGAUCAAAUAGAAAAGAUUGAUGGUAAUUUCACGAAUACCAUUUACUAAAUAAUUAAUAAAUGUAACAAAAUUUUUUAUUGGAGAUUUAUUGAUAAAAUGAAUAAGCAGUAAGUAAACAUUUGAUGCUUAAGUAUUUACAGCUCAAAUAUUGGUAAAUUACUAAAUCGAUGUCCUUUCUGCGGUUUCAGUUUCAACAUAAACUGAUUAUAAAAAAUGUUUAGAUUUCAAAGUAGGUCUUAUACAAUUAAAAUUUUAAUUCUUUGUUUAAAUAUAUUAUU
Molecule: messenger RNA, 1067 nt
Organism: Onthophagus taurus
Lineage: Eukaryota; Metazoa; Arthropoda; Insecta; Coleoptera; Scarabaeidae
Source: RefSeq, a predicted model, not a curated record